Molecule: messenger RNA, 276 nt
Organism: Knipowitschia caucasica
Lineage: Eukaryota; Metazoa; Chordata; Actinopteri; Gobiiformes; Gobiidae
Source: the annotation of a GenBank genome assembly
AUGUGUUUGUCUCGUGGUAGAUACGAAGGCGAGUUUGUGCAGGGGAAAUUUCAAGGCGGCGGCGUCUUCACUCGCUUCGACGGCAUGAAGUUCGAGGGAGAAUUCAAAGGAGGAUCCGUGGAAGGAUACGGAGCGUUGACGUUCCCAGACGGCGGAGCAGGAGGGGUCCACGAGGGUCUGUUCGAGUCGGGUCAGCUGGUGCGGAGAGAAGGCUGCCCCGCCGUGGUGCAGAGAGCUCAGGCCGCCGCCGCCAAAGCCCGAGUCCUGGCCAUGUGA